This is a messenger RNA of Dreissena polymorpha, 825 nucleotides long. RefSeq lists its product as uncharacterized. The record is from RefSeq and is a predicted model, not a curated record. Bases 160 to 720 code for a protein of 186 amino acids. The transcript is spliced from 4 exons. Lineage: Eukaryota; Metazoa; Mollusca; Bivalvia; Myida; Dreissenidae.
GUUUGUCUGACGUCACAAUUGUAACGUCAUUUAUGCGACGUCAGUGAUUAUUAGUUGUUAAGGAAUCACUGAACACAGUUCUGAAGUUAUUAAAAGGAUAAAUAAAGGAGUUUGGAAGUAUUGCUUAUUUGCAGAUUUUGUUACCGGGAGUAGACCAAGAUGUCUCGGAAGGCGAAGUCCGAGCACGAGCGCGUGCAUUUCACUCUGGGAAACGACGAAAGAGUAAUGAAGUCCAGUUACCAACUUGAUUUUGACGGCAUUCGCGUGUUCCACGUACCCCGAAGCCCCAAAGCCACACCACCAAUACCAGCACCGCUCGCCGUCCACGAUGAUCCGAGUCUGCGACUCGACAACAAAUGGUUCUCCUCCACUCAAAAAGACUUUAUAGGCUUCACCCCAUCUGCACGGAAAUGCGCUUACGAGUCGAGCCGCAACGGUUUCCGGGCCGCAAAAAAGCGAACGCGCGAAGUUGCGGUGAUGCGCACCAUUAGCGGCGUGCCGAGCUUCUCUAAAUACAGCCUCGACUUCAGGCCUGCGUACUGCUUGUCCAAUAACGUCCCCGCGGCGAUGAAGUAUCUUCAGGAAGCGCUGAAGGCGCCAUCGCAAUUAGAGAGCGGCAUGAUGUCAGAGGCCAGGGACGCCUUUCGGUGGCCGUCGGCGGACCGCAUCAAACUUCCGCUUCAUCUCGGCAAUUCCAUUUCCGGACGGCGAUCGUCGUAGAUAACGGUGUGCUUGUGCUCAAAAACAUUUUCAGUAUUUCGUCAAUAGCUUUUGUUUGUGAUAUCGAUUAUCCUUAAGUGCUUGUAGUAAAAAACUAAAACCUGU